AGACAAACUUGGCUGUGAGCGGAUGAACUGGUCGGAUCUUUGUUCUUUACAGUCUCACUAUCUAGCCAUUUAUAUUUUCGCGAUUCUUCACUUACAUGCUUCUAACCUAUAUCAAGAUUAAAAUACCAGUUUCCUGAGCUCGCGGCUUCAGCACAGGCUUGUACUUUUUCGUUCUAGCAUAUUUUCCAGUGUUUUAGUUCAUUCUUCUCCCCACCGACGAGGUUUUAUUGGACCAAGAUAGGCGGCGCGGGCACCAAGAUGUCGAACCGGAUGGUGUGCAGAGAAGCGAGCCACGCCGGCAGCUGGUACACGGCCUCAGGAUCCCAGCUUAACGCACAACUUGAGGGCUGGUUAUCUCAAGCACAAUCUACAGCGGGUCCAGCCAGAGCCAUAAUAGCACCGCACGCCGGCUACACUUACUGCGGUGCGUGUGCUGCUCACGCCUACAAGCAGGUGGACCCCUCUGUCACUCGCAGAGUGUUCAUUCUCGGUCCCUCUCACCAUGUGCCGCUAUCUCGCUGUGCCCUCUCCUCGGCCGAGGUCUACAGAACACCACUGUAUGACCUGAGGAUCGACCAGAAGGUUUAUGCUGACCUGUGGAAAACAGGCAUGUUUGAGAGGAUGAGUCUGCAGACAGAUGAAGAUGAACACAGUAUUGAGAUGCACCUGCCUUAUACAGCUAAAGCCAUGGAGAGCCAUAAAGAUGAGUUCAGCAUCGUGCCUGUGCUGGUGGGAGCUCUGAGCGAGUCUAAAGAACAGGAAUAUGGGAAACUUCUUAGCAAAUACCUGGCCGACCCUUCCAAUCUCUUUAUCAUCUCCUCUGACUUCUGCCACUGGGGUCAACGAUUCCGUUACACCUACUACGACGAAAGUCAAGGAGAGAUCUACAGAUCCAUCGAGCACCUUGACAAAACGGGAAUGGGAAUUAUAGAACAGCUGGACCCCAUCUCCUUUAGCAAUUAUUUGAAGAAAUAUCAUAAUACUAUUUGUGGUCGCCAUCCCAUCGGUGUUCUUCUAAAUGCCGUGGCGGAACUGAAAAAGAGCGGCAUAGAUAUGAACUUCUCUUUCUUAAACUAUGCACAGUCGAGCCAGUGCCGAAACUGGUCGGACAGCUCGGUGAGCUACGCUGCUGGAGCUCUUGUCGUUCAUUGAGGUGAAUUCUCCCAGGAGCGGCGGAGCCUCCCAGAAGACCCCAGAAUCCCGGCCCACUUCUCUAUACUCACCUAUAUGCCUUUACCCUCCCACCUGUCCAGUUUCCAAUCAUAUCCUGUCCCAUGUGCUGUUAUUCCCUGCCUCUUCUAUAGAGGGGCAUAAGAAGCUUGCUACAGCUGGGAUCCUCAUUCGUACCUGGGUCCAGGUGUUAGAUUCUAUCCUCCUUUUUCUACCAGCCCCUGUUUUCCACGUGAGGCAUUUUGGAUGAGGCUAUAGAAGUGUAGUCGCAGUUUUGGGUGUUGCAAGGUCAGAUGUGUGGUGGUUUUUGUGUUGUCGGGGGGGCUUAAGGAGGCAUCGGUGUGCCCUUGAUGUAAAAGCAAGACGUUAUUAUUCACUUUGAAUAAAUAAAUAAAUAAAAAGUAUUUGUUUUGCAAGUCUGCUUAUAUAAUCUAUAAAAGAAAUGCUGAAAAGGCCGAAAAAUCUUGCCGAAAAAUAAGUAAUAAGAAAAAAGACUGCAACAUGCCAUGUCCAUAUACACCCUGAGAAGUGUAGUAGUAGCUACUGGAUUUUUUUCUUUCGAAGCUUACUGUUACAGUUUUUAACAAAGGGCUACACAAUACCCACUAACCCCCUCCACUGUACUGGAUAUACCAAAAAUGUUUUUCUUUUUGUUUAGCUAAGCGUUUAUUGUAGUCAAAUUUAAGUCUUUACUCCUAUGUUGUUGUAUUUAUUUAACCAUUAUUAUCCCGUUACUUUUUUAUGCUUGUAUUUGACAUGUAUUCGAAAACUGUGUGGUAGCAUAUUGAAGUGUGUGAAAUCUCCUGCAACAGCAGUACAUGUUUGAUUUGAUGCUAGUUCACGUGGACUCAAUGCCCUCAUUCAGACUGCCUCAAAGGGGAAUGCUAUUCCAUAAAAUCACAAGAAGGAAAUUGUUUAUUCUCACUUUACCUCCUCAUAGAGCGGCUGUGUUUAAUAGCCGAGCACUAGUUAGUGACGCACACCCGUAUCGAGGAACCACCAGAGGUGCAGUUUUGAAUCUCUCUCUCUCCCACGUCUAGCUUUCCUCCCAUCCAACCCAGACCUCCCAAAGAGCACAAUGCAGCCAUAUCUCCUCCGUUACCCCAGAUAGGAAACCAUCCGUACACGACAAGAAGCAAAGCUCCUGUUUAUCUCCAACAAGGUUUGACACAUCUCAAACCAGAUCCUCAAAACAGACAACGCAUGUCACACCAUGCAGAUGUGCCUUGGGUCAGUGUUAAACGUUUUUGUUUUUCGGUCCUGUGCUUUCCACCUCUUGUCCACCCUCCAUCUUCAUACAAGAGCUCGAUUUAGUCCGUUUUUUGCUCCAAUGGAUCGGUUUUCACUGUACAUGUACAAAGUAGGGGAAGAGAUUCAUUAGCUUCACCAGAGAGUCCGGCACAACACCAGUUCUGGAGAAUCGCUCUCAUCCUGUACUGUUAGAGUUGUUUCAAAGUUUUACGUUAGCGCCGUUCAUUAUUAUUCUACUUGAAUUGUUAUUAUUGCAUAGAAAAUAACAGUUCACAUGUUGUCAAACCUAUGUCAGAAUUAAUUGAAGCGCUCCUUAGAGGAGUCAUUUUUGAAUCUCAGGUUACAUUGAAGCAUUACAGAAUUCUCGCCAGAUAUGACAAAAGGGUCAUGGCCGAUGUUGCAAAGGAACAAUAAAGUGUAACAAU
Molecule: messenger RNA, 2846 nt
Organism: Triplophysa rosa
Lineage: Eukaryota; Metazoa; Chordata; Actinopteri; Cypriniformes; Nemacheilidae
Gene: memo1
Product: mediator of cell motility 1
Exons: 9
Coding region: 259-1152 (297 amino acids)
Source: RefSeq, a predicted model, not a curated record